This is a messenger RNA of Manihot esculenta (cassava), 1997 nucleotides long. RefSeq names its product zinc finger protein KNUCKLES. The transcript has a single exon. Lineage: Eukaryota; Viridiplantae; Streptophyta; Magnoliopsida; Malpighiales; Euphorbiaceae. Bases 159 to 713 code for a protein of 184 amino acids. The record is from RefSeq and is a predicted model, not a curated record.
CUGCAUAGACUGUAUCUUCUCUCCUCUCUCUCUCUCUCCAAUCAUCACUUUCACCAAAUUCAGCUCCACUGCCAAAACACUUAAUUUUCCCUGUUAACAUCUGGCUAGAGUUGCUGAAUCUUGACACGAUCGAUCACAAGAAAUUCUAAUUUCUCAACAUGGGAUCAGGAAAACAAGCAAGCUCAGAGACUUCAAGUGAAGAAAAUGGUAGGCAAGAGCAUGCCAAAGAAGAUGCAGCAACUACUACUACUAAACGCUUCUACGAAUGCACUUUCUGCAGGAGAGGAUUCACCAACGCGCAGGCCUUAGGUGGGCACAUGAAUAUACAUCGCAGAGAUCGAGCCAAGACCAAGCAAGUCUCAGCAAGUUCUUCAAUUUCAGGAAAAACCAAUGAGGAUUUCCUGAACCCUAACCAUAUGGGACCGAUUUCAAGUGAACUCAUGAACAAGUAUCCGGUUUUGGAGGCUCAAAGGGAAUAUUCCAUGUAUCUUCAUCCAUCUGAGUUUUCUUACCCUGGACAGCCACACGGUUAUUACCAUGGAAGUGAUUUUCUUGUCUCAAGGCAUCAGUCGUUGAGCGUGAAUGAAGAACUUUGGGGAGCGAAUUUGAGCUUGCAAAUCGGCUCCAGUCAUUCGGGAGACAAUGAACUGAAUAAGGAUGUUCCAAAAGAAGACGAGGUGGAUUUGGAGCUUCGACUUGGCCAUGAUCGGUAAUUGAUCGCCUCUGCCCACUAACCUAAGUGCCAAAUAUCAAGAAAACAUGCAUGGUGUACAGGAGAGGGUAUAAUGUACAGGUACUAUACUUGAUGGAGGGCAUAUCUUCUAGUUAUUGAAGUGAAACUUUAUUGGAGAAGCAUGGAAGGAGAUUAAAAAAGAUAUUGGUCCAAAUUUGCAUUUCCAUGAAAGAUGAAUCAGCAAACGAAGUCUUCUUCAGUUGCGUGAGAUGAGGUAAUUAAUCUAGUACAUAUAUUGUACUGUGUGUUUUGAUUAAGCAAAAUGAAAAUUCUUACUAGAAAGCUAUCUCCUUCACAUUCCGUUUUGAUAUUCUACACUACAGUAUCUUCAAUUCAAGCUUAUUUCCUUGUUUUUUGGUCUAUUAAUCAAAGAUUCUUCAUUGUAAAAACUGCAGUUCUCCUUAUGUGUAAAUGCCAUGUCUCUUUUGCUUAGAAAAAUAUACAGAACUACUGCAUUUUUGGUUGCCGAUUACAUUUCACAUGUAGGUAGAUCAACACAGCUUGCUGUUUGAAAUGAUUUCCUUUCUGAAUUAGGAAACACUCGGACAAGAAGGUAUUCUUUGGAAAUAUUUAAUCCAGUAGAGCACAUGAUAUUGCAAAAAAUGUAGAUUGUAGAUAUCAAGAAAUAAUUAUUUACUGCAUCUUUAUUUUCAAUCAAUUUCUUGAAAAUGUUCUCUUUUAAUUAAUCUGACACUACAAGCAUAUAUGCUACAGAUGAUUCAAAUUGGUAGCAUAGAUGUCCAUAAACUCUAAGCUAAACUGUGAAGCCUUUCUUUCUUUAUUUCUUCCUUACUUUCAACUGCCAAGCGUGAAUCCCCUGAAAGGACUGCACAUGAAAAGCAAAAUUCUGUGUGAUUAGUGCACUUCAGAUCUCUUGUACUUGGUCGUCAUGAUAUAUCACAAUUUUAGAAAUGACAUAAAUUAGAGAUAUAAAUAUUUAAAUAUAUUCCUGCAUUAGCACAUGAUUAUCCAGGUUUAAGCCUUGACUUUCAUUGCAAUCUGGGGUAGAAUUUGGAAAGGAGAAGACUAUCCAUGUUUUUAAUUUGCGGGAAAUAAUCUGUUUAUUUAGAGGCUAGUUGGAGAUUGCUUAACUGGAGAAGAAAGUAGAUAUAUGUGUUUCUUUACCUGAUCGUGCAUGGGAAUUUUCCUAGAAAUACGUUCUAGGCGGAAAGCUAUGCCUAUACGAGAUCAAAUGAUUCUCGAAUAUGGCAGUUUGAAGGUUGCUUUAAGGAAGAAUUAAUAGAAGGCAAAAGGAUAAAAAAUG